AUGUCUCAUGUAUCAAUGGCUGGAUAUAAUACAAUGAAUAGAAUAUUAAAACUUUACAAAUUUGCUUUUGCCGAUGAUUAUACACUAACUAGUGCUGGAUUGCUUUCAAUCGAAACAACAAUUGCUGUUUUUAAUGAACCUUUGUAUGAAAAAGUAAAAGAAAACAAACAUUUACAUUGUUGGUUACGUUCAUAUCUUGCUAAUCGCUUAUCUAAAACUGCUCGGGAUUGGGUACAACUGUUUGGACGUUAUAAUUCUGGCACUUAUAAUAAUCAAUGGACUGUUCUCGACUAUAAAUUAUUUAAACCAAAACAAGAAUUACCCCAAACAGAUUUAAUUUGGAUUUUGGAACAAAUUCCAGGCCUUGUAGUUAGUAGAGACGUUACUUGGUUUAUUAAAAGUUAUGGUUAUUGGCCUUCUUAUAAUAUUCCCUUUUUGUCUAAAAUAUCUGAAUUGAGUGGAUUUAGUGCUAAAGGACAAAUAAAUAAUUGGUGGAGAUGGGGGUUUACACCUAGAGCUAAAAUAUUUCACAGAGAUCAUAAGAAAGUUAAAGAUUUGAAAACAUUGAGAGAAUUAAUGCGUUAUAACAAUUACCAACAUGAUGAAUAUUCUCGUUGCAAAUGUACACCACCAUAUUCCGCUGAAGCAAGUAUUUCAACUAGGGGAGAUCUUAAUAGACCUGAUGGAAAAUGGGAAGUGCCUGGAAUGGGUUUUAGAAAUCACGGUUCUAUUGACUAUAAAGGAACUAAUUUUGAAUUAUUUAAACAAUUACGUUUUGAGGUAGUUGGAGGGCCGACAUAUGGAGGGCCUGGAAAUUUGCCUUAUUUUAGUUGGGCAACAACAAAAAUAAAUACAACACAUUUUGGGCAACCAAUAAAUUGGAAUUUUACUGAAUUUGCUACUCAAUGGACAACAAAAAUUCCUAAAAAUAUUAUUUAA
Meloidogyne enterolobii is the source of this 939-nucleotide messenger RNA. The record is from the annotation of a GenBank genome assembly. Lineage: Eukaryota; Metazoa; Nematoda; Chromadorea; Rhabditida; Meloidogynidae.